Aspergillus campestris IBT 28561 is the source of this 1638-nucleotide messenger RNA. It is a transcript of the gene cp9, whose product is annotated as putative serine carboxypeptidase. Gene Ontology annotation, molecular function: serine-type carboxypeptidase activity. Bases 1 to 1638 code for a protein of 545 amino acids. Gene Ontology annotation, cellular component: trans-Golgi network. The record is from RefSeq and is a predicted model, not a curated record. NCBI's taxonomy places the organism in Eukaryota, Fungi, Ascomycota, Eurotiomycetes, Eurotiales, Aspergillaceae. The transcript has 2 exons. Gene Ontology annotation, biological process: proteolysis; apoptotic process.
AUGGAUAUCGCGACGUUUUAUACCUUCCUGUACAUCUUAUGGGCGGUGCCAACGGCGCUCUUCUCCAGCGCAGGGCGCUCAUCUACAGGGAUCUCCCAGUUCAAAGUUCAUUCGCUACCCGAUAGCGCACCGUUGCCCCCCAGCUGGGCAGGAAGGCUUCCGAUUCCCGACACCGAGGAGGGAAAUGCCCUGUUCUUCUGGCUAUUCGAGGCGGAAGACUCUGCAUACGACGAGAACCUCAUCAUAUGGUUCAACGGAGGCCCAGGCUGCUCAUCCUUAAUCGGCCUCACAACAGGCACCGGACCCAUCUUAUUCAACGGCACCUCAACACAGCUCGUGCGCAAUCCCCACUCAUGGACCAGGCUCGGCCACGUCCUCUACGUCGACCAACCGGCCGGAACCGGUUUCUCGACCGCAAGUACUCCAUACCCGGUGCAAGACCAGGACCGCGCGACAGACGACUUCUACCGAUGGCUGAAAUCGUUCCUGACGCGCUUCUCGCACCUGCGCUCCAAGCGCAUCCAUCUCAUCGGCGAAUCCUACGCCGGCAUCUACAUUCCCUACCUCGCGGCGGCUAUCCUUGACAACAACAACUCCUUCCCCAUCGAUCUCCGCUCGAUCUCCCUCGGCGACGCCACCAUCGGUAACCCCGCCGCUAUGUCCGCCGCCACCAUCGCGCCCUACCUGCGCGCACAGCGCGACUUGCUCCGCAUGCCGGACAAGAUUCUCUCCGCAUUUAACCAGGCGGAGCACACCUGCGGUUACGACAAGCUCGUACACGAAGCGAACCACUUUCCCCCGCAGGGGAAGUUCCAUGUCCCCGGCAACCCGGAGAACCUCAACUUCAGACGCGAUGGGCUGCAGCAGCAUCAAGAGGGGGCGAACUACCGGCGCGGUCUCGGCACCCUCUAUAACGAAACAUGCGACAUCUACCCCACGUCGAAAGAAACAGUCCUAGCAUCCAUCCUCAACUCCACCUGCAACGGACCAUGCGCAACCUUUGCCACAGCCAUCAACUACCUAAACACAGCAGCAGAAGCAUCCGCCAACGAAACAGACCCUCCAGACACAGAGAAUGCAACCUGCUUCGACAUCUACGACAUCAACAACGACUGCAACACCAUCGACCCCCUCCCCCUCCAAGCAACCUACUUCAGCCGCCCGGACGUCCAAAAGGCACUAAACCUGCCCGCUGCCCCUACCAGAGAAUACAGCCCCUGCAACAAAACCAUCCUCGACACCCUCCUCGCCGAGCAACCCACACCACCCGCCUACAGCCUCCUCCCGCGCAUCGCGACAAAGCACAACCUCCCCGUGCACGUCUACUCCGGCGAAUACGACAUGCUCAUCAACCAUAUCGGCACGGAGCUCGCGCUCCAGAAUAUGACAUGGAAGGGGGCGCAGGGGUUCUCGCGGCCUUUGAAUAGUAGUGUGUUCUAUGUGGAUGCUGCUGCUGGUGGACCGGCUGGUUCCGACUGUGGAGGUGGAGGGGGGGUAUCAGACUGCGAGGAGGCUGGGACAUGGGUCUCUGAGCGUGGAGUCAGUUAUCAUCUGUUUCGCGGGGCGGGACAUACUGUUUUCGCUAAGAAGCCGAGGGAGAUGUUUGCUUAUGUGCGGGAUGUAGUUGUUGCUGGGUGA